Messenger RNA from Conger conger (European conger), 7376 nucleotides. RefSeq names its product membrane-associated guanylate kinase, WW and PDZ domain-containing protein 1-like. Gene Ontology annotation, molecular function: protein binding. Lineage: Eukaryota; Metazoa; Chordata; Actinopteri; Anguilliformes; Congridae. The record is from RefSeq and is a predicted model, not a curated record. The transcript has 18 exons. The coding region runs from base 1 to 4053 and encodes 1350 amino acids. Gene Ontology annotation, biological process: signal transduction. Gene Ontology annotation, cellular component: cytoplasm.
AUGUAUAUUGACGUGUUUAAACGGUUUUUUUUCGAGCGUCUAACUUGCUUGAAAAGAAUGUGUGUAUGUCAGCGCCAAUGCAGCUCGUUUGCCAUGUCUAAGGUCGCCGUCAAGAAACUGCACUGGCGCUCCAAGGUACAGGAGAGCUUCGUCCCUCUGGGCGGUGCCUCCGGGGAGCUGGGCGUGGCCAUCGGGGGCGGGGCCGACUACGGAGAGUUCCCAUUCGUGACUGCGGCCCCCGGGGGCGGGGCCACAGUGGGUGACAUCAUCUUGGAGAUUGGAGGAACGCCCGUCCUGGGAAUGACCCUGGGGGACGUGAGAGGGGUUCUGAAUUCCUGCCCCCACCCCAUCCGCAUCAAGACCGUCUCUCCAGGCUCUACACUGUGUAAAGAUCUCAGGCUGUACCUGAGUAAGUGCUUCACGCCAGGCUCCAUGGACAGCCAGCUGCAGCAGGUGAUCCGGGAGAACCUCUACCUGCGGGCGGUCCCCUGCACCACCAGACAACCGCGGGACGGGGAGAUCACCGGGGUGGACUACAACUUCGUCUCCAUCGAGGAAUUCUUCUCCCUGGAGGAGUCUGGAGCCUUGCUGGAGAGCGGCAAGUUCAAAGGGAACUACUACGGCACCCCCCGGCCGGUGCACAUUGGCCCGGACAGCCCCCCCAUCACCUACCAGGAGCACCGCAACCUGCUGAGGAACUUCCGCACCCGGAGCAAGUCGCUAAGCAACCUGGAGAAGGCGGCGGAGGAGGGGGAGAACAGCGAGGAAGACUCCGGCCUGUCAGGUGGAUCUGUGGGGGCCAGCAGUGCCCCUCCCCCUACACUCUCCCCCAGCCAAUCCCGCGACUCGAGUGCGGGGGACGGCAGUGCCUUGGAGAACGGGGGGAGCACCAGCGGUGUGAGAGGGGGGCUCCCCGAAAACUGGGAACUGGCCUUCAGCGAAUCAGGGGAGCCAUACUACAUCGAUCACAACUCAAAGACGACCAGCUGGCUGGACCCGCGAGCUCAGAGCAGGGAGGUUGUCAGCAAGACAGAGUUGCCUGAGUUCACAGACCAGCCCAGCGAGCUGAAGGGGUACUCCAUACACACGCGGCUCUCCAAGGGCCCUCGUGGCUUCGGCUUCAACAUCGUGGGGGGCAGCAGACCCCGGGAGUUCCUGCAGGUGUACAGCGUCACCCCAGGGGGCCCCCCGGCACUCAACACAGCGGAUAUCCUGGUCUACAUCAAUGACACCUGUGUGCUGGGGAUGUCCCAUAAGGAAGUGGUGGAGAUGCUGAAAUCCGUGCCCGUGGGCCACAGUGUGGACGUGGUCCUGCGUCGGGGCUACCCCAUGCUCUACAACCCCGACGGCUGCCCCAAACAGCCCCACGCCGCCUCCACAGACCCCGCCCGGGACCCCGCCCCUCCCCCCACCACCUCUCAGCCUCAGGGUCAACAGCCCGCGCACCUGGGCCUCAACGGCGUCCUCGCCCACCUGGACGCGCCCUUCCCCAGAACGCAGCCCGGUCACCACGGCCUUAACGGCGCCGUCCCGCCGCACAUGGACGCGCCCUAUCCCAGCAUGCAGCUGGGCUCGGGGCUGGACGCCAACGGGAACGCCGCCCCUCCGCUCACCCCCCACGCCCCGCCCUCGUACCCCCACCCGUCCUCCAACGGGUCGGGUGCCCCCCCUCCCCCCUCCUCGUCCUCCUCCUCCUCCGGAUCUGUCCGCCCGCCCCCUUCCUCCUCGCUGAAGGGCGUCCCCCCUCCCCCGCCCCCCGAGCGGUCCCCAGCCAAUCACAGCGACAGCGAGACGGUGUCUGGCACCAGCUCGCUCAGGGCCUCGCUGAUCCGUAACCAUAACAACAACUCCCUCCCGGCGCCCGCGCCCCCCCUGCUCCACACGCCCAAGUCGUCGGAGAGCGACCUGUCCUCCGGCGCGCUGCCCAUCUCCAAGCUGCCCCUCCCGCAGCCUGAAGUGGGCACCUCCCCGGGUGGAGUCCAGUCCCGCCUCCUCCAGCUCCGGCCCGCCCCCCUGCUCACGGCCUCGCCCCCCGACGGCCCCCCGCCCUGCAGCUUCAACGGCUGCCCCGGCAACAACAACAACAACGGCGGCGGCGGGGCCAGCCCCGGGGGCGGGGCGUUGCCGGGGGUGCCGGGCGGGGCCGGGCCGGGGGGGGAGCUGGUGCCGGUGGCGUUGGGGAGGAGCGAGGGGGGCGGGGGCAUGGGCUUCAGUGUGACGGCCGGGGGGCAGGGGGGCCGGCUGGCGCUGGUUAAGAGGGUUUGGGACAGGCGGCAGUGUCCCUCCCUGCAGGCAGGGGACGCCAUCAUCAAGAUCAACGGCGCCGACGUGCAGAGCCUCAGCUUCGCCCAGGUCCAAAGAGUGCUGCAGGAACAUACCAAACAAGGAGAAGUGGUUCUACUGGUGUAUCGGGGAGGCUUACUGUCCUCGCCCAUCUCCCCCAACUCCUCCAAACGGACCCCUCCCCCUCUCCUCCGGCCCCCCCUGCUCUCCCUCACCUCCGACGGCUCCUCCCCCCCGUCGGACGGCCUGGCGCCCCCCCGCACCGGCCUCACGCCGCCCUCCCCCGCCCUGGAGCCCCCCACCCUGGUGCAGAGCACCAGCUUCCUGGACUCGGUGCCCGUCACGCUCACCCUGGAGCCCCGCGAUUGGCUGGGGGCGGAGGAGGCGGGCGGCCGGGCGGAGCGGGGGGCGGCCGCGGGCCCGGCGGGGGCGGGGGCCCGGGGCCCCGAGGACGGCCGGAGCCCGCCGCAGUCCCGCGGCUUCGAGGUGGAGCUGCGGCGGAGGCCGGGCGAGGGCUUCGGAUUCGUCAUCGCCUCGCAGGACGUGGAGAACGGCAGGGCGGCGUCCCUGCUGCCCCACCGGUUCGUGACGGUGCGGAGAGGCAGCCCUGCAGCCCGGAGUGGGCAGAUCCGCCCGGGGGACCGGCUGGAGGCGGUGGAGGGGCGUUCUGUCGUCACCCUGCCCCACCGUGACCUCGCCCAGAUCCUGCGCCAGGCCGGAAACACCCUGCGCCUCACCAUCAUCCCCCGAUCCAGUGAGUUACAUACACGCUCCACCAGGCUGUCAGACACCACAGACUUCGACCCAAACUACAGGACCCGCAAAAACCACAGGUCACGGCCCAAGGACUCUCGGUACUACAGUGUGGACUUGGAGAGGGGUCCCACAGGGUUUGGGUUCAGCCUGCGGGGGGGUUCUGAGUACAAUAUGGGCCUGUAUGUGCUGGGCCUCAUGGAGGGGGGGCCAGCCUCCCGUAGCCACAGAAUCCAGGUCAGUGAUCAGCUGGUGGAGAUAAACGGUGACAGCACUGCAGGCAUGACCCACAGCCAGGCCGUGGAGCAGAUCCGCCGGGGUGGACACCGCAUACACCUGGUGCUCAAGAAGGGGAACGGAUACGUGCCUGACUACGGCCCUGAGCAUGGAGCAGCCCCCCCCUCCUCCUCACCGUACCCAGAGGAGCCGGGUGUGGCUGCAGUAGGGGGCCCCAACACCCCCACCAGGAGGAGUCACAGGUCAAAGGUGAAGAAAAAGAGGGCAGGGACUGAGAAGGGGGGCGGGCGGAGGGGCGGACGGGGCAGGAGCAGCGGGGGGCGGACCCCGGACACCGACCCGGAGGCGGAGGGCGGGGAGGGAGAGCGGCGGAGCGGCAGGGGGCGCAGUUCGAGGCUGCCCAUGCCCAAAUCGGACCGGCGGGGCAAGGACGGCGAGGCGGGGUCACAGGCUGGGAGCCCCCCACCCCCAGUGCCGGCCGAUCGGGCCCCCUUCUCCUUCCUCAUGUCCCUGGACCCGGACCCGAACCCAGACCCCGCCGAGUCUGAGUCAGGGGGCAGCGCUUCUGGGGGCAGCGUUUCGGGGGGCAGCGUUUCGGGCGCGAGCGUUUCAGGGCUGUCCCUCGCCGGGGCCCCCGCCCUGCCGGAGUGGUACAGACCCAGGGCCCCAGGGCAGGGCCGAGGGCCCCUCCUGCCCGGCCCCUGGCUGAAACCCAGCGCCCACAAGCUAAGUCAGGUGGUAGAGGGGAGCCGCCCUGCGGGGAGAGGGGGAGGGCUGUAACGCCAGCACCUGCAAAAUUCACCACGACAACCGUUUUAAUAAUUAAGGACCAAGGCAUUCCGCUCGAAAUGUCACGUUAAAAAUACUGUGCGAAACCGGAUAAAUGUGUUGCUGUGAAUUUCCAACUUACCAACUGUUGCCAAUUUCAUCUGAUCUGAAUGCACUGCUACUGCCAUCUAGAGGAUGCUAGUGGGAUAGCGCUGAUUUUUAUAAUGGUCCAGCUACACUGCAGGUACCAUACAGACAUCAGCCACUGCCUGAUGGCUAUUCUCACUUACAUAUCUCUCCUCAUACGGUAUAUCCAUAUAUAUAUAUAUAUAACUGUAAAUAUAUUUUCACUUCACAAUUAUAUUAAUGUUGAUUUUUAUGCAACUCAUUUUUAUAAGCUUCUGAGGGGGGGUGGGGGUUAACUUGUAUUUGAAUAGGAUGAAAUGAGCUUUAAGCUAAAUUAUGAUCAAAGAAAGUCGAUUGUGAAUUAAUAGUUUUAAUCAAAGUUAUCAAAGCUUUAUUUAUAUUUUAAUAGUUUUUCAUCCUUCAUUUACAUUAAUGCUUAACCACUAAUACCAUUUUAUUAACAUAUUAUGAAAAUGUUUCUAAAUGUGUUACAGUUAUAAAAGUUGAAAGUAUUUUUGAGGCUAUUAAGAGUGUUUAAUUGUACCUUUAAAAAAGUUAUUUUAAGUUAUUUUGCAGAGUAUACACCUUUAUGUUUAAUACAUAAAACAUGGGCUUCUUUUCAUUUGGCAUUGUAAUUUUAUAUAUUUUUUACAGACUGACAACACGUUAUGGCUUUUAAGCUAAAUAUAGUUGAUUUGCCUUCACACUAGUCCCAAGUAUUCACUUCAAAUGUAAUUAUGACUGAAAUAUUCUCACAUUUCAACUGCCACCUUUCAUAUUUAACAUAGAAAAAGUAAAGGUUUUUCAUGGAAAUUGUAUAUUAUUAAUAAUAAUUUGAUCAUUAUCAUAAUAAUUAUUAUAUAAUAUUUAUUUAUCUGGCAUGCACUUGAUCGUUGAGGUCAUUGGUCAUUUUCUGCUGUAAAAAAAAGUCUACGGAGUUCAGCGAUGGCUGCUGUUUAUGUUCUUCUAUAUUAGCCGUUAUAGCCCUCCUCCAUCUCCCCCUCCUUUUAUCCGCGGUUUGUGCCGUCCGUCCGUCCGCUCCUUAUUCACCCUCUCCCUCCUUUUAUCCGCCACUCGUUCCACUCCUCCGCUCCGCAUUCUCCCACCCCCUCCCCCUCCCGUUUCCCCGUCGGCUGCCCGCCGUCCGUCCGCUGUCAGAGGGGCUCGCGGAACUUUUUACGACGCAGGUCUUCUAUGCAUCUUUUUGGAAGGCGUGCUGGUCCCGUGCCAGUUACAGGGAUUAUUAUGUACUGUUAAACACCCUGGCAUUCAAAGUCAUGGAGUCGCCAGCAAGCGAGCAAGCAUCGUACUGUAAACCCAGGAAGACCACAGCCAAUAUUUAACAUUAAGUGCAUACGAAUCAUAUUCUUACCUCAUUCCUCUUAGCAAUAAUGCACCAAAGUCCCACUGGUAUGAAGUGUGCGCGGUGUAGCUUCGCCUAAGCACCCUACAUACAACCCUGAGUAAAAGGAGAGGUGAAUGCAAUGUCCCGUAGCGCGUUUCUUCAGAACGGACCUUCGAAGCGCGUCGUGUUUUUGAGCAUUUCUACAAACGUUCCCCAGUGGACUCCAUUAAUUUGACCGCCAGCGUGUCUGUAUGUGUAUAUAUAUACAUGUGUAUUUGUAUGAAAAACAAAGGGCAAAAGACUAGUUACUAUGUUUUAUGCAUUUGUGAUGUGUGUAAAGACGGGGGUGUAGGGAGAGAGAAGCUACACUGUGUUAACAGUGCAGGACCGAGGAACAUGUUCAUCCCCCAUAGCGAGCAUGCCAGCACGGCCCCACUCUGCUUUUAAAACGGGCUUAAAACGGUGAAGCAGAACAGACGCCGAACGGCUGGAGGGGUUCGGUGUAACUGAAGCGCCCCAGUCUAGCAGGUCAGCAUAAUCAUAUCCUAAAAGGCUCUGGAGAAUUGAGUCGCUAUCAAACCGUAUGCUAAGACCACUGCAAAAACACAAAACAAGACCAAACUAGUCUUUUAAUGAGACUUAAAAUCUUUUUUUUUCUUUCUUUUCACUAAAGUAGAAAAUAUUAGCUUGUUAAGUUACUUGUUUGCUUAACGAGUGAAAUUUUCUUACCCCAUUGGGAAAUCUUGAAAUGAGUAAAGCGGUCUCACCUCAUUGGUGAUUUUUUUAAAUUUAAGGAAUAGAAAUAAGAUUUUAAGAUUCUGGGUUUUUGCAGUGGUGAUUCAUAGCUCUGGAACAAUGUUGAACUUCAUCACACCAUUCCCAGCCUUGUAUACCCACGGCCAUCCAAAACAAAGCCAAUUUAUAGCCAUCCCUUGAACUUUUCUUAAGGUUUACUUCUGUGCAACCAGGUUAAUGACAUGAUUGAGUCAGUAUCUAAUAAUGGCAAAAUAUAUUUUCCUUUUAGUGUUAUACAGAGGAAAAAAAGAAUACCUCUGGUUAUGAAUAUGAAUAUGUUUUCUCAAAGUAUUACUGAAGUAAAAAAUGAAAAAAACAACAACAAAAAAAAUAUCGGUUUCUAAAGAUUGGACUUAAAGGAAUGCUUUUUAGUGUGGCAACAGUCUGCCUAUGGGAAAAAUGUGAUAUUUGGAAUGCAAAUGUAUUGUAUUUAAAUGGCUGCAUUUAACUCAUUGCUCUUCUAUUGUAUAUUGUUAUGUACCUUAUAAAAAAAAUUAUGACUUGCUAACGGAAAGGAUGUUGUAUAUAUGCCCUCUCAAAAAAAUUAAAAAACAACGUUUGUUUUCCAGAGAUGGCCACACAAUAAGGUUUUGGUCAAAAAUAGUCUGGGGCAGAUCAGCGCUGUCUCUAAGGGCGGUACUCUGCGCUGGGUCUUUGAGCUGUCUUGUGGGAGACCACAGCUCUGUUCAAACACAUUAGACGCAGGGAGAAAGAGCAGUUCCCAGCUGGACUGGGGUAGUUUAGCACCAGUGCUGGGGCAGAUAUUGUUAGCCAUGUGAAAAUGUCCAAGACUGUAUCUCCCAGCGAGUGCCAGACAGGUCUGAAUCAGGGUUUCUGUGUACAUGAUAUCAGACUGUUUUCAAGCCAGCGGUCACCUUGACUUUUCAUGUCAACGGCUGUAUAUAUAUAAACUCUACUAUAAAUGCAGGUGUACAGGUUUUUUUUUGUUUGUUUUGUUUUUUUGGAUUAUAUUAUGGUUUUGUUUUCUUGAAUGCAUCGACAGGGAAUUUUGGAAAGUGAACGAUAACUAAAACAGAGACAUUGAAGAACAAUAAAGUUAUUAACAAGA